Ooceraea biroi (clonal raider ant) is the source of this 945-nucleotide messenger RNA. RefSeq lists its product as uncharacterized. Gene Ontology annotation, molecular function: sequence-specific DNA binding. The record is from RefSeq and is a predicted model, not a curated record. NCBI's taxonomy places the organism in Eukaryota, Metazoa, Arthropoda, Insecta, Hymenoptera, Formicidae.
CUGUACGAGGAGCUAAAAGGUUGUGUACUAUUGUCAGAGAAGAAGAAAUGGGAGUUUAUUGUGUGCUGUGCGGCAAUCGGAACAAAAUCGUUUCAUAUCACCGGUUUCCGAAAGAUAGGCAUAGUAGAGAAAAAUGGUUAUCUUUCUGUGGAAUCAGAGAGAAGGAUCUCAAUACCGCUACCUUCCUAUGUUCUAAUCAUUUUAAGGAAGAGGAUUUAACAAAGAGAAUAAAUUGUGUUAUUGUAAAUCCUGGAGCAAUACCAUUCAUCAAGACACAAAAAAGAAAGAAAAGAUCAAAUACAACAGAUGACAAAUAUCAGCCACUAAUGAAAAAACACAAUUGGGAUGAAAUGUCCAUUGUGGAAGCUAGUACAUCCUCUGAUAAUUCUCAGACAGCAGCUAAUACUGUAUCUAUAUUGAUCGAAGUGAACUGUCAAACAUCUCCAAGAACAACACCUACCUGUUCUCGAACCUCGAUACGUUGGUGACAUUCGAACGCCACAUUUAGCUACACCUCGACGAGCAAAACGAGCUAUAGCUCUGACACGACGAGUUAUCAGUCAACAUACGAGGACCAUUAAAUCAUUGCAGCAGUCACGAAACAGAUUACGUGCGCGCAUAAAAAGCAUAAAAGACUUAUUAACCGAGUUGAAUCGAAAGAAUUUAAUUUCUGAAAGUGCUUUUGACAAUUUGAUGGUAAGUUUGCGUUGCAAAUAUACUGAUGACUGCAAUUGUAAAUGAAAUAUAAUUGUAAUUGUUACGAAUUUGUAAUAUAACAUCAAUUGUAAAUAAUUUAUGGAAUUCACACGUAAGUGCAAUUUUAUAUAAUAGAUUAGAAUAGAUAAUCGAUCAUUCAUACGUAUUUUACAUAUAGAUUAUUCAUAUGUAAUUGUACAUAAUAUUAUAUUUUAUAUCGUAUUAAUCUCAUUUGUGCUUUAAUGUUUU